CGCGAAACUCGGCGUCGGACCUUGGAGGUUCUUGUCUCCCGCGGUUUGUGGACUUCAGGAAGGGACAGGCGCAGUCAUGUCGGGCUUUGACGACCCCGGCAUCUUCUACAGCGACAGCUUCGGGGGGGAGCCCGGCGCCGACGACGGCCAGGACCGCAAGUCCCAGCUGCAGCGGCGCUUCAAGGAGUUUCUGCGGCAGUAUCGCGUGGGCACCGACCGUACCGGCUUCACUUUCAAAUACAGGGAUGAACUCAAGCGGCAUUACAACCUGGGCGAGUACUGGAUCGAGGUGGAGAUGGAGGAUCUGGCCAGCUUUGACGAGGACCUGGCUGACCACUUAUAUAAGCAGCCGGCUGAGCACUUGCAGCUGUUAGAGGAAGCUGCCAAGGAGGUGGCCGAUGAGGUGACCCGGCCCCGACCUGCCGGAGAGGAGGUACUUCAGGACAUCCAGGUCAUGCUCAAGUCCGAUGCCUGCCCAUCCAACCUUCGCAGCCUGAAGUCGGACAUGAUGUCACACCUGGUGAAGAUCCCCGGUAUCAUCAUUGCGGCCACUGCCAUUAGGGCCAAGGCCACUCGCAUCGCGAUCCAGUGCCGGAGCUGCCGCAACACUGUCACCAACAUCGCUUUACGGCCCGGCCUGGAGGGCUACUCCCUGCCCAGGAAGUGCAAUAUGGAGCAGGCUGGGCGCCCCAAGUGCCCGCUGGACCCCUACUUCAUCAUGCCCGACAAGUGCAAAUGCGUGGACUUCCAAACCUUGAAGCUGCAGGAGCUGCCUGACGCGGUGCCCCAUGGCGAGAUGCCCAGACACAUGCAGCUCUACUGUGACAGGUACCUGUGUGACAAGGUGGUCCCCGGGAACCGAGUCACCAUCAUGGGCAUCUACUCUAUCAAGAAAUUCGGCCUCACCUCCCGCCGAGGUGUUGACAGGGUGGGUGUGGGCAUCCGGAGCUCCUACAUCCGGGUCCUGGGCAUCCAGGUGGACACCGACGGCUCUGGCCGGAGCUUUGCAGGGACCAUCACGCCACAGGAGGAGGAGGAGUUCCGCCGCCUGGCCUCCUUGCCCAAUGUCUACGAGGUCAUCUCCAAGAGCAUUGCCCCUUCCAUCUUUGGGGGCAUGGACAUGAAGAAGGCCAUUGCCUGUCUACUCUUUGGGGGCUCCCGGAAAAGGCUCCCUGAUGGGCUCACACGGCGAGGAGACAUCAACCUGUUGAUGCUGGGGGACCCUGGGACGGCCAAGUCGCAGCUCCUGAAGUUUGUGGAGAAGUGUUCUCCCAUCGGGGUGUACACGUCUGGGAAAGGUAGCAGCGCGGCUGGCCUGACAGCCUCAGUGAUGAGGGACCCUUCUUCCCGGAACUUCAUCAUGGAGGGCGGAGCCAUGGUCCUGGCUGACGGCGGGGUGGUCUGCAUCGACGAGUUUGACAAGAUGCGUGAGGACGACCGAGUGGCCAUCCAUGAAGCUAUGGAGCAGCAGACCAUCUCCAUCGCCAAGGCCGGCAUCACCACCACCCUCAACUCCCGCUGCUCCGUCCUGGCUGCCGCCAACUCGGUGUUUGGCCGCUGGGAUGAGACGAAGGGGGAGGACAACAUUGACUUCAUGCCCACCAUCCUGUCCCGCUUCGACAUGAUCUUCAUCGUCAAGGACGAACACAAUGAAGAAAGGGACAUGAUGCUGGCCAAACACGUCAUCACGCUGCACGUGAGCGCGCUAACACAGACUCAGGCCGUGGAGGGCGAGAUCGAGCUGGCCACACUCAAGAAGUUCAUCGCCUACUGCCGAGCGAGGUGUGGCCCCCGGCUGUCUGCAGAGGCUGCAGAAAAGCUGAAGAACCGUUACAUCAUCAUGCGGAGUGGGGCCCGCCAGCAUGAGAGGGACAGUGACCGACGUUCCAGCAUCCCCAUCACAGUGCGGCAGCUGGAGGCUGUAGUGCGCAUUGCUGAGGCCCUCAGCAAGAUGAAGUUGCAGCCCUUCGCCACGGAGGCGGACGUGGACGAGGCCCUGAGGCUUUUCCACGUGUCCACGUUGGAUGCUGCCUUGUCCGGAUCCCUGUCAGGGGUGGAGGGCUUCACCAGUCAGGAGGACCAGGAGAUGUUGAGCCGCAUCGAGAAGCAGCUGAAACGUCGCUUUGCCAUUGGCUCCCAGGUGUCAGAGCACAGCAUCAUCCAGGACUUCACCAAGCAGAAAUACCCGGAGCACGCCGUCUACAAGGUCCUACAGCUCAUGCUGCGGCGGGGUGAGAUCCAGCACCGCAUGCAGCGGAAGGUCCUCUACCGUCUCAAGUGAGCUGGACUCCCGCAGCCUCGCU
Chrysochloris asiatica (Cape golden mole) is the source of this 2303-nucleotide messenger RNA. RefSeq names its product minichromosome maintenance complex component 5 (gene MCM5). Gene Ontology annotation, cellular component: nucleus; MCM complex. Gene Ontology annotation, molecular function: single-stranded DNA binding; 3'-5' DNA helicase activity; single-stranded DNA helicase activity. The record is from RefSeq and is a predicted model, not a curated record. Bases 77 to 2281 code for a protein of 734 amino acids. Lineage: Eukaryota; Metazoa; Chordata; Mammalia; Afrosoricida; Chrysochloridae. The transcript is spliced from 17 exons. Gene Ontology annotation, biological process: DNA replication initiation; DNA replication; double-strand break repair via break-induced replication.